AUGUUCAACGGAAUAUCGAGCAAUUUUCAUUCAUUUCAAAAUAUGCCUGCUGCAACAAAAAAGAAAUAUGUAGUGAACGAAGCAUUUGAGAAGUACAUCUUACCCGAUGAAAAAUCGUAUGUAGUGAAGAUCGUCGCACCUCGUGACAAUAAUUUGCAUGAAGCCAUCACACCAGAUGGUACCACAUUUUUAAUUAGUAUGCCAACAAAAUUUCGUAAUACAAUCUACACUAAACGAGGUAUUCAUAAAUUUAUUCACAAAAAUUUAAAGCACCACAUAUUCUAUUAA
Molecule: messenger RNA, 288 nt
Organism: Didymodactylos carnosus
Lineage: Eukaryota; Metazoa; Rotifera; Eurotatoria; Philodinida; Philodinidae
Source: the annotation of a GenBank genome assembly